Molecule: messenger RNA, 1268 nt
Organism: Vitrella brassicaformis
Lineage: Eukaryota; Vitrellaceae
Source: the annotation of a GenBank genome assembly
CUUGCCAAGCUGGCAAUCCUGACAAAGAAGACCGAGAAGGACAUCCACGAAGCCAGGGAGAAGCAUGGUGCGUCCGAUCCGUCACCUUCUUCGCCUGAUGAUGUUCUGCUUCUCAAUGUGGGCGGCGCUGAGAUGAGUGUCAAGCGCAAGCACAUGACGGAGGGAGUAGGGGUGGAGGGCACGCUGCUGGCAGCACUCUUCGCGGGCUGCUGGGACAGCCGAUUCAUCAAGAUCAACGACAAUGGCAAGACGACCAAAGAAGCUCCUGUAAGAGCCUGGGAGGGCUGAUUAGCUUUGUGGCCAUGAGUUCGUGUAUCUUUGUGUGUGUGGUAGAUUUUCGUCGAUAUCGAUCCUGGUGCGUUUAAGUUCAUUCACAGGGCCAUAUUGGACGCGGAGACCAUCUGGAGCGCCACCGUCCGGCUAACAAUCAGGCCUCCAUCAGCCACCUGCUCGAAGACGCCAGAAGACGCAACUUCACUGGUGAGGAGGCAAAGUGACAGGAAAAGGUUUCCUUGCUCGUUUGUCCAUCUCUCUCUCUGUCUGUCUGCUGGGUGUGUGCCAACAGGGCUUCACGAUUUCUGGAUCAAGAAGAUGCUGUCGCCAAUCGACUCGGCUGCUGCAGGGACCACUGGUGCCAUCACUAACCCACGGGUGUCGGCCACUGGCACCCCCAAUGAGCUAAAUGACUUCGUGAAGGCGUUCGCCGCUGAGAAGGCCCGGCUGGAGGGCGAGUGGGACACCGCCAAGCGACGGUAUGAGAAUCUCGGCAACGAAAUCAAGGUGACCGACGAUCAGAAAGCAGCGGCAAGAGGACAAGCUACAUACGCGUCUCCUAUGAAACGCAUUAAAAUGCAUCCAUGGAAACGAUAUAGCAGCCCUGCAAAAACGAGGCAGGGACCAGGGCGGACGUCCGGCACACCAAGGUUUCCCUUGGCUACCCCUGGGUUUCGUAAAAAGGCCAGUUUGUUUUCACCCUGAUGGCGCAGGGCCGCCCAGCUUGCAUACUCCCCCGGGCCAGGGGAGGUGGUGUGUCAGGUAUAUGUCGUGGGGGUGCGUGUACGCGUCUGUCUUGUAUGCUCAGUAUCCGUGUCGGUGGUGUGUGCACAGGUUCUAGAGGGUCCUGGCCCCCCGUCUCGCAUGCAACACACAGACCGGCUUGAAGACGUACUCGGAGUGGCCAGAGCAUGCCUGAGCUUCACCAUGCAUGUGCAAUGUGACCCCGAGUGCCCGUCUUUUGGCCCGUCUCACCUCCUUACAUUUUACCUCAC